UUUUGAAGUUGUCCCCCCCCUUGAAGAAUGUGAAUGUCGCUCCGAAAUGUCAACCGGGGGCGCAGCCACGCUUCGAGCCUAGGGCCUCGGCCGCUCGAUCGCCAUUUUGCCCGGAAAAUGCCGCCAAGCAGCCCCCGCAAAAGCGGCGGCAAUGGCAUUCUAGGGGCGCGGAAGAGCCCGAGUUUGAGUUGAUUCAUUCUGAGACUCAAACCCGAGCGUGAUUCUCAGACUCGAGCUUGGUUGUCAGACUCGAGGUUGAUCCUCAAAGUCAAACUCAAGCUGGCACUUGCAUUCUUUUAGGCCAAGGUAGUUAAUAUCUAUACACGUAUAAGACUACUCAUAUUUAUUAUAAUUAUUUAUUUUUAGUGCCUUCGCCCACACAGGUUCAAAAUCGACAAAAGCAAAGACGUUGUUCAUUCUGUCUGAUCGUAGGAGAUCGAGGCACUGUUCGAGGUGGCACUGUUGAUUCGUAUUGAAACAAAGUUUCCAUCGAAGUGCAUGAAGUUGAAGUCCCUAGCUAUAUGGUGUGGAUGCGCAUCAGUCUCAAUUUGAAUUUUUCGUUUGCUCGUCGGAAUGAAAGAGAUAGAUGGAAAUGCGCAACAAGAUUGACGAAAACGAUCCCGGACAUCAACGCAUGAUACAUUUUCUCGAACGACUACGACUCAACGCCCUACAUGGUUUCGCGAUGUUUUGCUACGAUAAUUUUUUCCGAGUCGUGCUAGUACUACUACUGCAUUCCCAGAGAGGUACCCCGGGGCACAGUCAGUGUUGGAAAAGCAAGCGAAAUAUUAUUUCGCUUUAUCAAAUUGGUAUUGGAACGUGAAUAAUGGCGAAAUGAAACACGAUAAACUUAAACAUAAAAAUGAUGGACACAGCGACGCAAAUAGAGUUCAGAUUGAUAGUAUUAUUUCUAGAGCCUGAGAGGUACAACUACACAACAUUCAUAUUGUUCAGAUACAGAUGAUUAUUGAGACGGAGAUCAGCGCGCACUGCGACAAUGAUUGACUAGCUUCUCGUACACGCUGAACCUACUGUAGUACCCGUUGUCGCUGUUUAUUCUUGGCUUGGUCUACUUCUCCUCCGCAGCAAAUCAGAAUCAGUUUCAGUUAGACUCUACAGGAUAGCGUAGCAGUAGCUGGAGUGGCUGCAGAAAUUGCAUUCUAUCAAAGGAAAAGGAGUGGAAGAGGAAGUGCCGGAUCCGGUCGAUUUAGGAACAACGUCACACGCGUCAGACCAGUCCUUGGUCUCGUCCCGGCCGGUCCUUGCGCUCGUCCCGAUCCCGAACAUAUUGUGAGGGGCGCCACAAAGUCGGAAAACGCGGACGCGUAGAAGACGAUGGAAUUGUUCGACGACGCACCAUCGGCCCCGGCGGCGCCAGGUCCUAAUUUUGAUUUUUUAUUUCCUAGAGAUAGUAGUGAAGGUGAAGGUGAACAACACGACCAAAAAGCGGCGAGCCGGUUGCUGUGUGCUGCUUUCAGGGAAGAGCAUGAGGACCAGCUUUCGGCGUUUCAGGGAUCAGGGCCACCGCUGUUGCAGUUUCAAGAAGAGUCUUCCUCUUCAGCAAUCCACGGAGUUCUGGUUACGAAUGAAGCAACGUCGCGCACAGGAGGACGAGGAAGUACAGCAGGAGGUGGAGAUAAUCAAUAUGCAUUUCUUCUUGGCGCUGCGACGAACGCGAAUGGGAAUGCGCACUCAGCAGGUAGAAGUACAACAACUGGAGGAACUGCCGCAGGCGCUCUUGAUAUGCUUGUGGCGAGAUCCAGCUCCUCCAUUCCUGUUGGAACUACUGGAGCGAUGAAUUCGGUCGCACAAGUCGUGAGCACCUGUCCAAACAGUCCUGCAAUUAGCACUGUUCCCUGCUCUCUGGCGGGCGCGGGUCCACGCGCUGCUUCUACCUAUAUUCUCACUUGUGCGGCUCUGGCGGAUCCCCGCUCGGCUUCGACGUCGAUUGCCACCGCUGCUACCCAAGCUGAAGCACAUCAUGAUCUACAAAUCAUCGCACCAACUGGAGCAGUGGGAGUGGCCAAUUCGCCGCGCCAUCUGCACCUGUUUCCUGACUCGGAAAACUCCUCGGAGGGGGGUGAUUUUGACGCCGACUUUCCUUCAUCGCGGACGGGAAGCUUAUGGAAGCAUCAGAAAGUGGAAGAUCAAUAAGAAAAAAUUUGAAUGACAUUGAUUAUAAUGAUUCCUUAUGAUGCAUCACUCGAAGCCGGCUAACUAUAAUAGCAGCUUCGUCAAGCCAGACAUUUUUAGGCACAAAAAAAACAUUUUUCUCUCAGACAAUUUCGUCGCCGGGCAGCAGUCUUGCAUGCUGCUCAAUAGCGAGACAGGUGUGUGAAGUUCUCCCGUGACGCUCUACUCUAACAAAGAUGCAUUUCGUCUUCGAUAAAAUGUGUCUCCUUAGCAAGAGCAACGCAAGAUCUUCGGCUUCAUUUUUUGCGUCCCGUGCAAGUGCAGCUUUGUUUUUUUGCCCCCGUGAAAAACAAAAACCAUUUCCACAUUCUUGACGACUUCCCCUCCUGGCGCUUCCAUAAAACACUUUGAGCAGUCGUGAACCAACGCUAAGCACCCAGGUUGAUGAAGAUCGGAUUUCGAUUCGGACCCAGGAGCUGAACCCGCUAGCAUCGGUGGAGGACGUCGAAGAGGUCACAAUAUCAAUAAAGCCUGGGGGCAGCGCUGCCGAAACUGCAACUCCGAACGACUGCGCGAAUCUUAUCAGGUUCUCAAGCGUUACGGUAAGUCACAUUGGUUGCUGUUACAUGGCAACACAUAUGAUACCAACAUUCUUAAGUGCUAUUAUUGGCUCAUAUAGCAAAAGUGUAAGGGGUAGGGGGAGCGUGCGCGUCUUGGGUGAUCAAAUUUGACAAUUGGGAUGCUACUUUAGUUCGCGGAAGGCCUGUCAUGCGAACAAGUAGAUUAAUAUUUACAACAUAUACAUUGCUUGACUUCCGGGUUUAUCCUGUGCAAAAGUAUCGUACUCGUAUAGAUCCGCUACUGGCAUGCCAAUAACCUCUCACCCCCGACCUCCCACCAACUUCCCAUCAACUUCUGCCCAACCUUUCCACCAACUUCCCAGCUGUUGAGAAGUUGGCGUGGACCCUUUGCCGCGGUUGUUGGGAAGCUUGAUGCGGAGUUGAAAUCCACAGCAAGCUGCCCACAAGCUUCCGGCUAGAACGUCUCAAAAGGAAUAUCGCGGGCCUCGAUUCGUGGCCGCGUGCGCAGUCACGAAUCAGCGAGCUCCCGCGAUGAUCCUACUGCGGCUGCUAAGCCUGUGGCAGAUAGCUUGGAAAUCUCUUGCAGCUGGAGACUUGCGAGGUCCUGCACAAAAGACGCACACCUACGCCGAACACCCCGACGCAUUUCGCGGCAAGCUUUGAGCUUUUGGAGGCGUCAUGCAAUAUUGGAAUUGCGCGGCGCCUCCAAAUUAACGCCGGGCCGUCCGUUACCAAAAACGCCCCCAAAACAAAUAUAAACCGAAUGCAAAACGCCAGCGCUUUUGACUUCUUGGGCCGCUUAGAAUCUUUGUCGCAAGAACCAACGUGGCGGGCAAUAGCACGGCUUCCGUGCCCACUUCAUGGCGGGGCUCGGGUGCGCCAGUGUGGUGGGUCGCGUGUCUGAGGGGCGCAAGACAACUCGGCUGCAGUUUCAUUGUCGCCGGCCAGUUAGAUAUGACGCGGACCCUAGCAAAGUGGUACGGUGGACGGAACAAGAGGCGGGCGGCUUCAAAGGGUCGAACGAGCCCGUUGCGCUCGCUUUGGACGCACUGUGUGGACGCUGCCCGAUGUGCCGCCCUGCGCCGUCGGCCAGACGCUCCAGUGGAGCCGUCAGAGAUGCGACGCCUGCGGCGCCACCUGGGGCGCGGGCUGAUGACAGGAGGAAAAUGCGCGCGCGCAGUAUUAUUGCCCGAGCUACUCCCGGCGCGGUUUCUUUAUAAGCCGGCGGAAAAUAGCGCCCCGCGAUUCGACGCGGUGUGAUGCUCUGUGGUCCGGGUUGCAGAGAGCCGGCCCGUUCGUGGGCCGGCCCUCGGAGCAGAGCAAGCGCUUUCCUGUUCCUUCUCAGGACAGGGCAGCUGGGUCCAGCUCUUCACCGGAGGUGCAACGCAAGGCCGACGCGUUGACCUGCGGCAUGAGGCGGCCCCCGCAUUCAGUUUCAGACUGAGCCCGCGAAUUCAAAGCGAGUCCGCGAAUUCAAACGGAGUCCGCGAAUUCAAACUGAAUUCGAGGGCGCCUCUUCAAUUUCAAACCAAGUCCGUUGCUUCGUGGAGCGGCCGCACCAAUUUCGAACGGAAUCCGAAUUCCAUCCGAACCCCAUCCGAUUUCCAUCCGAAUCCCAUUUCCCUAAUAAGCAAUUGGACUCGGAUGAAAAAAGGAUGGAACUCGGAUUCCGUUUGAAAUUGGGCGGAUCAAUUUGGGGCCCAAUGCGAGACCUUCUUCUGCGUUAGGGCAGAGUCGCUGGGCUAGGUUGUAGAUUUUUGGCGCGCGCUGCCGCGCGCGCCACAGUCUGGGUGUUUUUCAAUGCCCUUUCCUUUCACUCUGUGUUGCCCCGUGGUUGGUGUGGCGAGUUGUGUGCUCUUGGGGUUGUGUUGCAGCCUCUGAGCAGCAGGGCCGGCUGUCGCAGGUGACGCCGAGUCUUGUCAUGCAGCCCUUCUGCUUUGGUUGAAUCUGCGUCACCUGCGCUUCUGCCUCUUGACCGCUUCACCCAUAAAGGCGCUGCUCAUGGACAAUUGCCGGUGGGGAGCCGGCUUCUCGCAUGGAGCGCUUCUGCUCAGAUUGCCAGGCUGGGCCGUGAAGCACGUGGGUGCUGCAACUGUACUGAGGCCAGAGCUGGGGCUUCCUUCGUUCGUUCGAAAGCUUUUGGCGCAUGCGGAUUACCAACCCGAGCCAGCUCUUUCGUGGUGGUGUUGCAUCCUGAGCAGGUUUGUUCCAUGUUCUAUCUUCCCUUUCCGCCUAUACCGCAAAUCCUUGCCGCGCUGUGCGUCCUUGCUCACUCCGUACAGAGUGUCGCGCGCCUGACAGAUUAAUCUUCCUGCCGUGCCUGUGGUGGCAUCCGGGGCCAUGAGCCCAGUGCGCGACUGCGAGGGUUCUCUGCGCUUCUGGGUGAGGGUCUCGACCUACAUGCCAUGCCCGAAGCGUCUCAGCAUGCUUCCCCAAUUCUCUUUGUUUGAAAGCUGCUGCGUUUUGAAUUGCGUGCGAGUUCGGUUUGAAAUCGAAUCACACGACGGCACGCCCAGAGCUAACCUCCAAAAGCCCAAAGCUUGCCGCAAAAUGCGCCGGGAUGUUCGUCGCGAAGUGCGUAGAGAAGCCGCUGGGCAGUGAGUUGGUAAGCUAGGCAAUAAAUAGCGUAGGGCGCGCGCAGAGUUGCGGCGUUUUUGUAACAGAAACAAAACGCAGCGAGUUACUAAGUGGCGCCAUUCAGUUGAUUGCUAUAAUUCGCUACGAACUGACGCGGGAAAGUGGCCCGAGUUCAAAGCUUGCGCGCCGAAGCGGCGCGCAGCUCCACAUCGCCGAGGGCCGCUAUCCUCCGCUUCCGUCUUUGAUGGCUGCACGCAGGACAGAUCGUGCGCGCAGACAUCGCGGCGGAGUGACGCGGCGCGUCGCUUGAUCGAGGCGAGAACGACGGCAGCACCUCGCGCCACUUCUCACCGACUUUCUUCCGUACCAUCUUCGCGACCAACUUCGCGGCCGAUUUUUCCCCAGCUUUUCCGUCAGUUUAUGCCGGGGGAUUGUAGCGGAUUUAUACGAGUGCGAUACUUUUGCACAGGAUAGGGCUCGGGUACGGCAUACCUCCGGCGGCAGGUGCCCUCGACAGAUGACCUCGGCGCGUGACCUCGGCCGGUGGCCUGGUCAGGUUGCCCGUUCAUGUCGCUGCCUGCUGACGUGACAUGCAAACUUGUGCGACACUACAGAAAACGAAAAAGCUAAAAGCGCAAAACAAAGAAACUGCGACGCAGAAAAUGAAAAAGAUAAAAACGCAAAGGCACAAACUGCCCCGACACAGAAAGAAGUGCUUGCGUUGCAGUGUAAAAAAAAGCAGCAAAGUGCUUAUCUCUGCAAUGCACGCCCAGGGGGCGGCUGCUUGAUUCGCCUGCGGAAUCGGGAACGCGUUGCGCUUCAGUAUUAUAGGACUCCUCUGCAGCACCAGCAGCCGGGCAGAGACGCUCCCCCCCUUUGCUUCGAUUUCUGUUUUGUGUUGCAAAUUGCAGGGCACCUAGUUCGUGAUCCUUUCGCCCAUAGCGCUCCGCGCACUAUUAAGCCACUAGCACUAUGCGCGCGCCUCGUGUGCGGCGAGGGGCGGACGCUGUCCGCCCCGAUGCCGAACACCCUGCCCCCACUAGCGUUUCGCGCACUAAGGCACUCGGCGCGCGCCUGGUGUGGGGCGCAGGGCGGACGCGUCCGCCCCGAUGCCGAACAGCCUUCCCCCAGCCACAACUAGCGUUUCGCGCGCUAUCAAUCUAAGCCACUAGGCGCGCGCGUGGUGUGAGGCGAGGGGCGGACGCUGUCCGCCCCGAUGCCGAACACCCUUCCCCCGCUAGAGUUUCGCGCACUAAGCCACUACGCGCGCGCCUGGUGUGGUGCGAGGGGCGGGCAACCCGAUGCCGAACACCCUGCCCCCAGUAGCGUUUCGCGCACUAAGCCACUAUGCGCGCGCCUGGUGCGUGUGAGGCGAGGGGCGGACGCUGUCCGCCCCGAUGCGGAACACCCUUCCCCCACUAGCGCGACUAGGGACGGGCACAAAGCCCCAGCGUGGGUCUUGUUUUACAUGUUUAGUGUGAUAGAGAUACUGAUUGACUCUGCGUGACACGUCAUAUAACAGCAACGGCAACCAAUCCAACCGCAACGUUGAGGAUGCCAUAGAUCAUGUUCGCUCUUCUUCUUGUGCGGACAAGCACAAGCAGCUGGCCUCGUCAGAGCCGCUGGGCUGCGACAUGAGGUCGAUUCGCUUGCUAUGCAUUGCAUAUUACUAAUAGAUCUAGGUCUGAGACCUUGUUGCGAGCUCGAAUUUAUUUUUGUGACUGAUAGCAUGAGCAUUACAAGUUUAGCAUUUGCCUCGACGCCUAAGUCCAACUAAGUACUGCCAAGCAUGAGCAUUACAAGUUUCAUCUCAAGUAGUGCUUGCUUGCACGUUGUACUCAGUUCGCAAGAGCAUGAGAAAAGAAAUCGCGCUUCGUCUGCUGUUACCAGCGAUACCGAGGAAUGCCAGACGAGUCAGAUAAGUCGCACGUUUUCAGACCCGGGCACUCAUGUUUGUAGUUGAUACAUACGUUCCCAGGACCACAUUCUUCAUCUCGGGGCCACCUGCUCCACCACCCCGGGAGGGAUCGGCUCUGAGCAGUUGCGCGAUUUUUUGUCUGGCACGCCGUCGCCAAAUUUUUCAGAUCGGGAGCGCGAGACGCUCUCACCGGAUUGCGGCUUCCCGCGUAGCAUGGAGAAAAAGCUCGGCAAGGAAUGUGAGGACAAGAUGUAGGAAAGAGGGACCAAACUGCACUAGCAGGUAUCGUAGCGGUGCACGGGCGGGAGUCCGUCUCAUGAUUCGGCGCGCGUGCAGUUUGUUUGCUUUCCCGGGACCUGUGCAGAACAUGAGCAAGCAGAGUUUCUUGUGGUUAUGUGAUUCAUUGCCCUGAUGAAAGAAUCUUUCACCCGGGCAAUAAAGCACAUACUAACUCAUGAUACCGCUUUAGUAAAGCAGAAAUCUAGUUGUAGAAGAAGAUGAUGAAGAUCUAGGACUAGUACUUAGUCGAUUGUGUGAUCAAAAUUUCGGCACUAUCUGAGUCGUCAUCAAAAUUUUGUUCGCCUAGAAUGAUAUUGAUAGUCACCAUAGAGAACAUGAUCGUAACGUGUGCCGCUUUGUCCUUUGCCCAAUUUCCUACGUUGUCCUUCUCCAUACUAGCAAAGAAACGGCCCUGGAAAUCGUGGUGGAGUCGUGUGUAUCAGGUGCAAUUUAUCAUGUCUGGGUCUCGACGUUCUGGGCGAAGAACGCACCGAUGCAUCCAUCUCGGGUGUAGCCCAUCCAAGUCAACAUCUGGAAUGCGUGCUCUGCUGGCAUCGCAAGUUUUGUGAGGACUUGUAUACGCCGAGCCAGGGUAGAAGUGUGAAAUUGACCACAGAAGACUUUUUAUUUUUUGCGUCCCCUGACGCUGCGCGAAGGGUAUGUACCACAAGUGGUUUGCAUUGCAGUUCCUGACCGCCCAUAGGCCUUAUGAUUUGCGAUGUAUACUGUCCGUUCUCCGGCGUCGUGAAAGCCGCCGCGGCAGGGGCUUUGCCGAGAAAAUACACCAAAACAAGCCAAGGAAACACUAGCAAGCCCGCGGCGUUUCAGCACCGGCCGGAGCUGGUGCGGACCGGGGAAACUGAUGAUCUGUCAAACAACGAUCCAAAUGCUUACUCGUAUAAAAAGUCGCAAGAAAUGGAGAAAAGUAUACUGAGGUUUCCCGAAGCUGCGGCCUCCAAUGCGAAUGGUAAAAACAUCACGUUGAGUUGUACUGCUCAGGACGUCUUCUACGCAACUAGAGAUCAGGAACGUUUCCAUGGAUCAAAAUUUACAGUUGAUCCGCUGUCUUUCAUAUGCACAGCAAAACCAGAAGUAUUGUACUCGUAGUAAUCGGAAUAUUUUUGCGUGACUUCGGUAAUAUAGCAUGACAAAUUCUGUAUUCCACUUGCCAUGCUGAGUGUAUUUCUAAAUGCAAUUACUACCAGUGCGAUAGGAUGCUUUUGCGAUCCAUAUUUCAUGGCUCCGAGCGGCACCACCCCGUCGGCAACCCCAACAGGUGGUUCAAACACAACGCCGAAAGCCGCAGACGCAUUUGCCGCAAUCCCAGCAAGCGCAACACCAGUUGCAGGGGCUGAAGAUCCAUUCGUACUUCUACUUGAUAUUCAGUCCUCUUGUUUACUUGUUGUGUGACUAUAUGUAUAUUCAUUUUGCAUUGAGGAUUCUGAAAAGCAGGGGCGCACGACGAUUUGGCGCCCGCGUGGUGCAACAAUCGCGAAGGGCGGUUUCGAUAGUAGCAAUAAGACAGAAAGACAAAGAAAAGGGAAACCAAAUAAGAAUAAACACUAGGCGGCUGCGGAUCCGGGGAAAACAGCACUGAAAGAGUGGGAGGCUGACCAAGACGCGAAAAACCAAAAGAAGGCACAGCAGGAAUUGGAGACAAAAAAGAAAAGACGGGAGGAGGCAAAAGCAGACCUGGCCAAGUGGUACGCAGAUAGGAAGACCGCCUUAGAGGUAUCAUAUUUUUAUUCUAUUUGUAUGCGAAUGCGUGUGCUUGUCGCGUGAGUCUGAGUGUUGCUCGUUGGUUGCAUGCAGUGAGGUGGUCACGAAAGCGCUUCCAAUCUGGUGGCUCUCUGGCAAGAACAUGGCGCCAGCAAAAAGCCCGUUUUUUUUUUUGAAGCGACCGAAAGUGUUUUUUUGCGAAUAAGUCAGGAACAGGACCCUUAGAUCCAUUUGAUUACUCUAUCGGGGUCCUCUGCAUCGAGUCGUCCGAAGAGUAGGGUACGGCUUUUCGCUUCCGCUUGACAAAAAGAUGCACGGGAGCCGACAAGAAGAAAAGUGCGGCCCCUCAUCUGAGGCGCAUACUGCGGCCGUAGAUUCGUGCAGUCUUAGGCGCUCACGAAGGGACACCAAAAGAGCGUGAGUGUCAUUUUUGUCUGCAUAGGAAAGGAAAGGUCAGAUGAAACGUUGCCGCAAACGUCAACCGGUUGCCAUGCAGGGAGCAAGCAAAGCCGAAAGAUUCAAAAGCUGGCGUUUUUUAUUGACAAAAAUAUGAAAAAGAAAAACAAAAAGGCAAAAGCCAGCUAAGCCUGAUGAAAGUCUAUCCGCAUGCUAUGCGGCUGAUGGCGACGCCCACUGAUCCACCCCUGGUAGCGGAGGCCCAGGCGGAGUCAUCGUGGGAGGGUGUGUAACUAGCACUACUAAGUUUUUCGUCGAACAGGCUGAAGUUGCUCACGAUCUUCAUCAGCCGCGACACCCUCGCGGAUUCAAUUAGGCGCGAGGUUGUGGCGCCACAGAGCGCAGGAAAGUUGUGCGCUGUUUUUGCGAAGCAAGCGCGAGUCCAAGUUUAGCGCAAGAAAAAAGCACCGAGCCCACCACCUCUACCUCCGUUUCGGCGACUCUUAUGAGGGAAGUCGAAGUUCUCUGUAGUAGUCUCGCUCCUUUCGCAGAACUUAGGACCUCCGCAAAUUUAUAUUUUCUUCCGUAAACGUAUGGGUAUGUCAUGGCCGCAAGAAUUGCAAUGGCUCAUGAUGUGGCUGCUGAUAGUCAUGUGCCGCUAAGACUUCCAGCUCUUUAUAUAUUUGAUCUAGCUGCUAGAAUUGUAGUUUUCAUUUUGAGACAAGAAUCAGCAAUGUAGUACGAAACAGGAUUAAUCGACAACGAUACCCGAUAUUCUUUUCUGUCUUCUUCUAAAAGUGCAGCGAUCUCGAAAAUUACAGAAAAAGAAAGCCGCGAACCGACACGAGGAAAAGGAGUGGCUUGCAAUCCAGAACGCAAGCGGCGCGGGCAAAAAUCCGUGGGAGCGUGUUCUUAGCAUGAUCAGCGACAAUGCAGCGGCGACCAAAGCGGGUAGGUUAUUUAACAAGAUUUGAUAAAUAUGAAGCGCACUAUAUAUAGAAAUAGAAUUAUAAAUGUAUUUUUUUUUUUCCUGCGCCUGCGGGAUGAAACUACACACAGAAAAAUGCCUCCCGGAGAGGAUUUUUGCCACAAUAAAGCCAUGAUAUUAAAAACAUUAACAUCGCAGACUCCGCUGUGCCGCCAUUACAAGACACCUCACGAUUCAAGCAGGUGCUGAUUCAAUUGAAAUCGAAUCCCGUACCGAACUAAGUCAGUGGACAAUCCGGGUCCGGGGCACAUGUUUGCAUCGGAAAAAAAAAGCAGAUUUUUAUUUUUUUUCGAUGCGGUUCUGAACAGUAUCGGAGAACGUACAGUAAAAAACGACGGCGCUUUGUAAUGCUGGACGUGAUUGUAAAAAAAGUAAAAAUAACAGCAAGCCCCGACCUUGGAAUAAAUACCUUUGAUGUAGUAGUUUGUUAGGUUGCAGUUGCACCUUUUUACCUAUUUUUUUAAACGCCUAACUUCUCAAAUUUUGUUGAAAUGCAUUUUGGCAGACCUGGCUCGCACAAAAUCAUAAUCAAGGGAGAAGUAUCAUCAUCACGAUCGAGCCACAGAUGAUAAACAGGACCGCUGUGCUGCUGGUGCUUGGCGGAAUUUUUUUUGGAAUUGAUAGCGACAUGGGAAUCAUAUACUAUAAAGCCAAGCGACGCAGAAGUCGCAGCAUCACGAGGAUGGAGGUAAAAGAGUUAGUUUGAGGGCAUUUCGGAGACCAUACUAUUACUAAUCCUCUUUAAAAAAGGAGACAUGGAGAGCCCUACGCUUGAUGGUCAACAAGCCUCGUUGCAAUGAAGAUAAACGCGCGGCCGAUGUUCUUCGAUGAACUUCGUCCUCUGCUAAGGGAUUGCGCAG
Molecule: messenger RNA, 11451 nt
Organism: Amoebophrya sp. A120
Lineage: Eukaryota; Dinophyceae; Syndiniales; Amoebophryaceae
Source: the annotation of a GenBank genome assembly